Messenger RNA from Vicugna pacos (alpaca), 1936 nucleotides. It is a transcript of the gene NEU1, whose product is annotated as neuraminidase 1. Gene Ontology annotation, biological process: ganglioside catabolic process; oligosaccharide catabolic process. NCBI's taxonomy places the organism in Eukaryota, Metazoa, Chordata, Mammalia, Artiodactyla, Camelidae. Gene Ontology annotation, cellular component: cytoplasm; membrane; intracellular membrane-bounded organelle. The record is from RefSeq and is a predicted model, not a curated record. Gene Ontology annotation, molecular function: exo-alpha-sialidase activity.
AGUUGAAGGUCACGUGGGGAGGACUGAGUGUGCCAAUUAAAGACGCGGAAGCGCGGCUGGGCCGGGGGCAGGUUUGGGAUGACAUCUGAGCAUUUAAAGGGCUGAAGUCAGUUGACCGACUCCAGCCCGCGUCUAGUCCUGGGGGCCAGGGUCGCGGCCGCAGCGGGGUGGAGAUGACUGCGGGGCGACCCAGCGCAGUGCCCAUGGGCAGACCCGGGACGCCGCGGAUGCUGGGAUUCUGGGGAGUCUGUAGGAUUCAGUUAUUUGCCUCUGUCUUUCUGUUGCUUUUGUCUCCGGCAGCAUUCGGGGCUAGGACAAAGAACGACUUCAGUCUGGUUCAUCCGCUGGUGACCAUGGAGCAGCUACUGUGGGUGAGCGGGAAGCAGAUCGGCUCUGUGGACACCUUCCGCAUCCCGCUCAUCACCACCACUCCUCGGGGCACUCUUCUUGCUUUCGCUGAGGCCAGAAAAAUGUCAGCCUCAGAUAAAGGAGCCAAGUUCAUUGCUCUGCGGAGGUCUAUGGACCAGGGCAGCACAUGGUCUCCAACAGCUUUCAUUGUGGACGACGGGGUGACCCCAGAUGGGCUAAACUUGGGGGCCGUGGUGAGCGACGCAACGACAGGAGUGGUCUUCCUUUUCUACUCCCUCUGUGCUCACAAGGCUGGCUGCCAGGUGGCCUCCACCAUGUUGGUGUGGAGCAAGGAUGACGGUGUUUCCUGGAGCUCACCCCGGAACCUCUCCUUGGAUAUAGGCACCGAGAUGUUUGCCCCCGGCCCGGGGUCUGGCAUUCAGAAACAGCAGGAGCCACGAAAGGGCCGGCUCAUCGUGUGUGGCCAUGGGACGCUGGAGCGGGACGGGGUCUUCUGCCUCCUCAGUGAUGACCAUGGUGCUUCCUGGCACUAUGGGAGCGGGAUCAGCGGCAUCCCCUACGGCCAGCCCAAGCGGGAAAACGAUUUCAACCCCGACGAGUGCCAGCCCUAUGAGCUCCCAGACGGCUCAGUUGUCAUCAAUGCCCGGAACCAGAACAACUACCACUGCCGCUGCCGCAUCAUCCUCCGCAGCUACGACGCCUGCGAGACGCUGAGGCCGCGGGAUGUGACCUUUGACCCCGAGCUCGUGGACCCUGUAGUUGCUGCAGGAGCUGUAGCCACCAGCUCAGGCAUUGUCUUCUUCUCCAACCCUGCCCAUCCAGAGUUCCGGGUGAACCUGACCCUGCGCUGGAGCUUCAGUAACGGUACCUCUUGGCGGAAGGAGACGGUCCAGCUGUGGCCAGGGCCCAGUGGCUACUCCUCACUGGCAACCCUGGAGGGCAGCGUGGGUGGGGAGGAGCAGGCCCCUCAGCUUUAUGUUCUGUAUGAGAAAGGCCGGAACCAGUACACAGAGAGCAUCUCCCUGGCCAAAGUCAGCAUCUAUGGGAGCCUGUGAGCUGCAUACCUACCAUGGGGGUAGGAGGCCCUGGACUGAGCCUCAGGACCAUGGGUCUGUACAGGGUCUGCUGGACGACCCUAGAAGACCAUUCCACCUUCCCUUAGAUUCUAGUCUUUUGGGAAAUCAGCUUCUCUUUGACAGGGAAAUCUCUAGGACUAAAAUCCUGGCUCCUCCCCACAGGAAGAGUGCCCACACCUGGGAGCACUUCCCUUCCACAUUGCUGGGUCUGCCCCAGGCCCUCUCUGCCCUCCCAGGACAACAAUUGGUCCUUUUCUUGGGCAGGGCUUGGUGGGCUUGUAGCAUUAAAUAACUGUCAACUCAGGGAAUCUGGAAAGGCUUACCUCUUUGGGGUGAGAUCUUCACUUUGAAGAGGGUUGGUGAAAGUCCCAGAAGGGCAGGAAGUUUGGUUGCAGGGUAAGGAAUGAGGUGCACCACUCACUUUGACUAUUUAUGAAUCAAACUGUUUAUACUUAAUGAAUGUUUUAAAUGAAGGAGAAUGAAUAUUUACA